AGCAAGCUAGGCUACUUCCUCCCAUAAUCUACUGCGGUAUCCAAGAAAUCACCGAACGUGUUCCCCUCAUUUCCUUCGCGCAGACUGCUGGGAUAUGUAGUCGCCGCGGCUGUGACACCAUGUAGUCCAGGAAAUCUCGAUCCGGCUUUUGGUCUGUAAAAUUGUGUCUUCCCCAGAAUUGGGCGAGAGUCCUGCCUGCCUGCUGUGCAUUCCUGUUGCGUCUCUGACAUGGAGGAAAUGUUGUCCUUCUCGGAUGUGGCCAUCGAGUUCUCUCCAGAAGAGAGGGAAUGUCUGGAGCCUGCUCAGUGGACUUUGUACAGGGAUGUGAUGCUGGAGAAUUACAGCCACCUUGAAUUCCUGGGUCUUGCUGUCCGUAAGCCACACCUGGUGACAUUUCUGGAGCAGAGACCAGAGCCUUCAGAUGGGGAGAGACAAGCAGCUGUCACCGUGCACCCAGGAACAAAAUCCAACAAUCACAGCAGUUACAAGGCCAUUGAUUAUAACUCACUACAGAUUCAGUGUCAGAGAAUUCAUACAAGGGAGAAACCCUACAAGUGUGAAAAAUGUGGUAAGGGCCUUAGUUCUUAUAAAGCACUUUCCAUACAUCAGAGACUUCACUCUGGACAAAAACCCUACACGUGUAAAGAAUGUCACAAGGCCUUCAAUACUCGCUCAUCACUUUUUAUACACCAGAAAGAUCAUACUGAUGAAAAAACCUACAAGUGUGAAGACUGUGGCAGAUCAUUUUACUAUCUUUCAAUGCUGAAGCAACAUAAAAUAAUUCAUGUUAAAGAGAGCCCAUACAAGUGCAAAGAAUGUGGCAGGUGUUUUUUCUCAUUUUUAUGCCUUAGACAACAUCAAGCAAGACAUACUGGAAAGAAAGCAUAUAAGUGUGAAAAGUGUGGCAAAUGCUUUUCCUUCCCUUCAUCCUUUCGGCGACAUCAAGCAAUUCAUUCUGAAGACAGUCCCUAUAAGUGUGCAAAGAGUAGCAAAACUCUUUCUCGUUUUACAUUCCUUCAAGAACAUCAGACAAUUCAUUCUGGAAAGAAAUCAUACAAGUGUGAGAAGUGUGCCAAAUAUUUUUACUUCCCAUCAUCCCUUCGGCGACAUAAAGCAAUUCAUUCUGAGGAUAAUCCCUAUAAAUGUGGAGAGUGUGGCAAAACUCUUUCCAGUUUUAAAUUCCUUCAAGAACAUCAGACAAUUCAUUCUGGAAAGAAAUCAUACAAGUGUGAACAUUGUGGCAAAUGUUUUUACUUCUCCUUAUCCCUUCGGCGACAUAAAGCAAUUCAUUCUGAAAACAGUCCCUUUAAGUGUGCAGAGUGUGGCAAAACAUUCUCCUAUUUAACAUACCUUCAAGAUCAUCAGACAAUUCAUACUGGAGAGAAAGCAUACAAGUGUGAAGAGUGUGGAAGAUGUUUCCACUUAUCUUCAUCUCUUCGGCGACAUCAAACAAUUCACCGUGAAGACAAUCCUUACAAGUGUGAGGACUGUGGUAGAAGGUUUAGCUCUUCUUUAUCCCUUAAACAACAUCAAGCAAUCCAUUCAGCAAAGAGUCCUUAUACCAGUGUGCAUUGUGGCAAAUGGUCUUCCUAUUCUAGGGAUCUUCAGGGUCAUCAAACAGUUCACAUUGGAGAGAAACCCUACAAGUGUGAAGAAUGUCACAAAGGCUUUCGUUGUCCCUCAUCCCUUAGUAGACACAAGAGAGUUCAUACUGGAGAGAAACCCUACAAGUGUGAAGAAUGUCAUAAACCUUUUCGUUGUCCUUCAUCCCUUAGGAGACACAAGAGACUUCAUACUGGAGAGAAACCGUACAAGUGUGAAGAAUGUCACAAAGCCUUUCGUUGUCACUCAUCCUUUAGUAGACACAUGAGAGUUCACACUGGAGAGAAACCCUACAAGUGUGAAGAGUGUGACAAGGCCUUUCAUUAUCACUCAUCCCUUAAGACACACAAGAGAGUUCACACUGGAGAGAAACCCUUCAAGUGUGAAGUAUGUCAGAAAGCCUUUAAUUGUUACUCAUCUUUUAGGACACACAAGAGAGUUCAUACUGGAGAGAAACCCUACAAGUGUGAAGACUGUGGCAGGUGCUUUUCCUCAUCUUCAUCCUUUAGACGACAUAAAAAAGCAAAAAUUCAUUCAGAAAAGAAUUCCUAAAGUUGUGGGGAAUGUGGCAAAAAAAUAUGAAUCUUAAUAUUCUUAUUCAACACAUGAUAUAGUUAAUGCAAGAGAGAAAUCCAACAAAUGUCUUUAAAAGUUUACUUCUUCAAACCUUCAAAUGAAUCAGACGAUUCAUUCUGACUGCAAACAUCAUGAAUGAUGUAUGAUUCUUCUCUGUAUGCUGUGAAUAUGUUUAAUACCAUUGGUUAAUAAAGAAGCUGUGUCAACCAAUGGCUUAGCAGAGUAAAGCCAUGCAGGUAAUCCAAACAGAUAUAGAAAGAGAGUAGGAAGGUUCAGAGAGAUCUCAUGUAGCUGCCGAAGGAGACAGAUGCCAGAACCUACUGCUAAGCCACAGCCUCAUGGCAAUAUACCCAAUUAAUAGAAAUGGGUUAAUUUAAGAUGUAAGAGUUACUUAAUAAGAAGCCUUAUUAAGUCUAAGAGCUAAUUAGCCAAACAGUAUUGUAAUUAAUGUAGUUUCUGUGUGAUUAAUCAGGUCUGGACAGCCAGGAAACAUAAUAACAGUCUCCAAUUACACAUGAGUGUGUGAAGCGUCACAAAAUCUUUGCCAAGAAAUCAGAUAUUAUUCACCUGAAAUAAAUACAUAAUGGAGAAUAGUAAUGUAGUUAUUUUAGAUGUCAAUAUCAACAUGUAACUUACAACAGCACAAAUGCUAUUAAUGUCAUCAGAGAAUAGUAGAGACUUCUCGUUGCUGUAACCUCCAACAGUUUGUUUCAUCAGUGUGUUUGAAACUUGUCUUUAUUAAUGAGUCUCUAUCUUCUGUAACUAUAAAAGAUUAGUGAAACUUUUACCAUGUCAUAGCUUUGUCCAUUGUUUACUUAAAAUUAGUGCCCAUAGAGCAAAAAUUUUAGGAAGGUGUGAAGUGACCAAUCGUUUUCUGAUUGGAUUCAGAGCCCUUUGCACAGUAGGUAACUGAUGUGAUGUUAAAUUUGUGAUAUACUUGUGCUUGGAUCAGUGAUAAGCCCUAGGGAGAAUUUAAUAUUGGUGUUUUAAUAAGUGGAUUGGAACUAAAUGAACCCAAGUUCUCAUCUUUAUAUCCACAGUCAGGUGCCUCUCAGCACCAACCAGAAUGUAUUAAUUGUGUGGUAGAUGGAGAAAUCUACACAGAUGCAAAAUGAUCAAAGUGUGGAGAAUAUUCCUCUGUGGAGGACCCUAAUCCAUAGGUGACACCUGCAUCACACAUCGUAAGUGAUUUCCCUUGCACACAUCUAAAGCCAAAAGUCAUGGAGAAGAGUUGGAAAGAAUGUCAGAGCCAAGUACAGUAGAUGUGUGCCCUGAAGCAGUAGAAAUGUUGAAUCAUUUCUAUAACAGUGAAACAUUGGUAGAAAUGUUAAUACCAUUUUAUGCAUGAACACUCUGUGGCUGUGACUAUGUUGAUAACACUUAUAUAAACUGAACCCCACCAUACAACAAGCAUGGGUGCAUAAAAUCCUCACUGUCUCACCUGUAUCGAGGACCUACUGGCAAUUGAUGGCUGUUGAGGAAGACAGUCAAUCCAGUUAACUUCCAGGUUCCAGUCAACUCUCCUACACCACUAAACACUGAGGAAACACUAAUAAUAACAAAUAAAUAACAAAGAAAAAGCCCACCGAGUUGUGAGUGUAAAGUGUUUGCAAAGGUAAGAAGUAAUAGGUGAAGGAAUGUGGAGAUUUGAGUCAAACGUAAUAUCCAUGUGUUAAAUUCCCCCAAAUAAAUAUCAUUUUAAAGAUUGCUGUUUUGGGACAUGUCCAAACUUGACCUGUAUUAGCAGUGAUUACAGUGUCUGAAUAUGGCUGUCAUUUACAGAGGG
Chionomys nivalis (European snow vole) is the source of this 3964-nucleotide messenger RNA. Its product is annotated as zinc finger protein 58-like. Lineage: Eukaryota; Metazoa; Chordata; Mammalia; Rodentia; Cricetidae. Gene Ontology annotation, biological process: regulation of cytokine production; negative regulation of transcription by RNA polymerase II; regulation of immune system process. The record is from RefSeq and is a predicted model, not a curated record. Bases 229 to 2154 code for a protein of 641 amino acids. The transcript is spliced from 4 exons.